CACCGCGGCUCCUGUAGCGGCAGGAGGAGCAGCAGCAGGAGGAGGAGAGCAUGACUGGUCCCUUUGACGUGGAAAUAUUUCCGUAACGAGGCGAUGGAGGAAUAGCAGCACCGUGUAGCUCCGAAGCUAUCCCCGCAUUAACCUGAUAUCCAGACGCGGGAUUUAGCCCGGAUCCCGGACGGGUCUGGGGUUCACGGGAGAAAACGGACUACAGUCUGUGGACAGACUGAACCCUUUGUAUCCCCCGCCUCCCUCCAUUCAGCUACAAUCAUGAUUAAAGCCAUUUUAAUAUUCAACAACCAUGGGAAACCGAGGCUGUCUAAAUUCUACGAACAUUAUAAUGAAGACACAGAGCAACAGAUCAUCAGGGAAACCUUCCACUUGGUGUCCAAAAGAGAUGAGAACGUGUGUAAUUUCCUGGAAGGUGGAAUGUUGAUCGGAGGAUCAGACUACAAGCUGAUCUACAGACACUAUGCCACACUCUACUUUGUGUUCUGUGUGGACUCCUCAGAGAGUGAGCUAGGAAUAUUAGACUUAAUCCAGGUAUUUGUGGAAACGUUGGACAAAUGCUUUGAGAAUGUCUGUGAACUUGACUUAAUUUUCCAUGUAGACAAGGUUCACAACAUUCUUGCAGAGAUGGUGAUGGGCGGCAUGGUCCUGGAGACCAACAUGAAUGAAAUCAUCACACAGGUGGACGCCCAGAACAAGAUGGAGAAAUCUGAGACGUUUAUCUUUCAGUCUACCAGGCAGGACAGGUAGACACAGGUACUGCUAAAUUUACAACCAAGUCCUUUAACCAUAAAUCAAAGUUGACCUCCCCCACAAGCCCCUCUCUAUAGACCUCCAUGUAAUAAUAAACUGAUGUCACUAACAUACAGUAGGAAUCUUUCUCAGCAGACCCAAAAAUGAUUCAGUUCAACAGUCCUCAUCACUUUGGUGAAUGUAGACCAGAUUAUCAAAAUAUCAGUAUGAUGCAGCCUGUAAGGAGCUUUGAAAACAGGACUUAUUUGUAAAGUUAAAAGUUGAGCUGCUGUUUGUGAAUUAAAGGAAUCAUUUAAUACUUUUGGAAAUAUGCUCAUUCCCAAGAGUCAAGAGUUCUAGGAGAGGAUUAGUACCACUAACAUAUCUGUACGCUAGAUACUGUAAACUGCUGCUGGCAUGUGGUUAGCUUAGCUUAGCAAAAAGAGUGGGAACUAGAGGAAACGCCGAUCAAGGCUCCAUACAAAGCUGCCAACCAGAACUUCUAAAGCGCUGUCAAAAUAGUUUGUUUGUUUUGUCAAUAAAACAAUCAAAGUUACUUUUUUUCCCCCAGGGGUUUCAGAGCAUUUCAGUUGACAAGUAGUUAGUUAAACAUGAAGUUACUUGUCCUGGUAUAAUGCCACGAUGUAAACCCUGGUAAAAUGACAGUUUGUCACAUUGAUGAAACAAUGAGAUGUAAUUUGUUCAUUUUAAGGCUUUAGAGGUGUUACUAUAUAACUAUAUAUAUGUGUAUAGACACAUACCUAUAUAUAUAUUCACCCUUUAAUCAAGGCUAAAUGUUGCCCCCCUUUUUCACUCUUUAUGCUUGGCUAAGAUUAGCAUCUGCUAGCUUUAGCUAAAUGUUCAUCUGACAGACAUGAGAGUGAUAUUAAGUUCCUCAUUUGCAACUUUUGAUUAGUUGUUUAAAAAUUGCUCUUUCCAGCCUCUAAUACUUAAGGAUUUGCUCCCUUUCUUUUUCAUUAAAGCCGCUGUGAUGAGUUUUGAGAUUUUUAUGAAGCUGACUGAAAUUAAUGCUGAUGCCUCUAUUUGACCGACAAAAGAAAACAAGACUGUCAGUAACCAGAAAGAUCAUUUUUUUAUUAGUGAUUUUUAACGCUUGCAACCAAUUAUGGUAGGUGUCGAUGAAGUGAGUUAUAACAAGCUGCAGAAACAGACUAUAUUUAUAUUUUCCACAGCAAAUAUUCACAAUGGGUGAUUGGUUUGACUCUUAAAAGUAAGCAGGAUGGGGAGCUGGUUUAGCUCAGAUGGUAGAGCAGGUAACCCGACUGAUCAGAGGUUUAACUCCCGGCUGCGAUCAUUUAGGGCAUCUCUCUCUCUCUUUCUCUCUCCCCACGUUUCUUGUCUCUCCUCAGCUUUCAAUGUCAGAAAAAGGCUAAAUCGCCCCCAAAAAUGUAUUUGGAAAAAAAGGCACGAACAAGAUCAGCAAAGCGAUAAGAAUGACCUCUUUGUCCAGAAUGGGCGGCAAAAUCGAUGCAAACUGAAUGUUCCUAUAGUAACGUAAUGAUUACCCGAAUGUCACUUCAGGCUCUGGAUAAUUGGGAUGAGCAUUUUUUUUUCCCUUUUAUUGAAACAUAUACACAACACCUAAACAUUUAUUUGUUAAAAUAUUUUCCACCAAUAAAUCCAUUAUAAAAUGUAUUGUUAGUUGCAGCUCUUUAGCUAACUGAUGUUAAAUAAAGAAAAUUUUCCCCAUGAUCUCUUAGCACUGACAUCCCUCACAGACCUGAAAUGGGUUAUUUCUCGAGCCUUUAAUAAGGUUCAUUGAUGUACAUACACUCGAGAAUCAAUCCUCUGUUGUGUGCUACACAGCUGGUGAUACUAUUCCUGUACAUAUAUUAGUCACCCAGCAUUUGAUUUAACACCUUACUAUAUUAGAUCAGCACAGUAGGUCUCUAGUCUACCCACUGUGAGGGAACAUAAUCUGGAAUCUGAGUCCUGAAUAGUGACCCGUGUGCUCGAUCAGCAUUCCUCUCUUUUAAUGCCGUGGUCAUCCGUCCAUGUGAUACGAGUCUCCUUGAUUCUUGGCAGAGAAAGGGAUGCCUGUUAGACAAACGGUGCAUUGAUAUAACCUUGUGAAAGUGGAUAAAUCUACAUUCCUCACAUACUUUUUCGGGAUCAUCUCACUUAAAGGUCAACAAGACUCCUCAUGAACAUUUACUUCUCUCUGUGUUCUUCUUUAGUUAAGCCUUUGGGUCAUUUUUGGGUCUUCCUGCUAAAGAUUCAGUUGUAGGGGGGAUCUCUAACCGCAGUGAUUCUCAAAUGUCUGACCACACAAGACUAAAAUACAUCCAAUCAUUUUCCUCUAUACAAAUGUGUUUUUUUUUUUGUUCCAAAAGCUGAAACCACCUUCAUGCUUUAAAAAACACUAAAUUAUUUGUAUGAAUAUUCCCAUUGAGUUUCUGUGUGUUAGAGUGAAGAGCCUCCCGUGUUCCUCAGAGUAGAGCUCACAUUGUAGUCUAGCACUAAUUGGCUUAAAACCCCCUCAUGUCAUCAGUAGUUAACACCAUAGACCUGAAAUGGCACGAUUGUCUUCUUACUCUACUCACAAAUGUUGUUUCAAUGUACCUAAGGUAGCUCCACUCUUUCUUGAGGUAACUCAACCCACUAGAAGUACAGCAUGACCUGUAAUAUUUCCGCUGUUAUUACCUUGAUAUGGUUUUUAAAAUUUGACACACACAAAUCUGUCUAUCCAAACAUCCUUUCCGUCUUCACAUCCAAGUCCAUUUUUCUGCUUUAUCCAAUUCUCUCCUCACAUUUUUACCCAAAUCGGUCCUCAAGAGUCCGGUGGGUUCACUUUCCAAGCAAGCUGCCUUUUUGUCCAUUUAAUGAAUGUCCCAAACUGCUCAGUACGUCAGAAUUCGUGAAUGGUGUAGUUCAGUAUGUCCUCACUCAGUUGAUUCGUAAUUGGCUCUGGUUGUGGUGUAAAUCAUUCUGAAACCAAAUAAUGCAUGUGCAUAUGAAGCUAUGAAGGCAUCUGAAUGUACAUGUGCACAUAUUGUUCGUCUUAGUAGCUGUCAGUGCUUUUGCAUUUUGUCAGCAGUUUUCUGUCUUAGUACUCUGUUUAGCAUGUGUGUGUGUGUGUGUGUGUGUGUGUGUGUGUGUGUGUGUGUGUGUGGUGUGUGUGGGUCCAGUCUUCAGUGUUAAAUGUGUUGUCAUAAAUAGCAUGUUGCAUCUUUUUUACUAAUUUGUAUCUUAUCAACCCUCCGUGUGUGUGUUUUGUGUGUGU
This is a messenger RNA of Labrus bergylta (ballan wrasse), 3985 nucleotides long. NCBI's taxonomy places the organism in Eukaryota, Metazoa, Chordata, Actinopteri, Labriformes, Labridae. The record is from RefSeq and is a predicted model, not a curated record.